Anisakis simplex (herring worm) is the source of this 720-nucleotide messenger RNA. Lineage: Eukaryota; Metazoa; Nematoda; Chromadorea; Rhabditida; Anisakidae. The record is from the annotation of a GenBank genome assembly.
AUGAUGAAUAUGAGCAGUCAGAGUGGUGAGGACUUUUUUGAGGAGAUCCUGGCACUGGUUGAUGAAUUUGAUGCAGCCGAUUUGAACGAUAUCACUCAACGAGUCGAAAGCAUUGAAUGGUGUCGUUUGAGAAACGAUUAUAAGGAGCAAUGCGACAAAGCGAAGAAAUGGUACCGCAAAGCGAUCACUGAAUUACAAGAAAGAAGCAUUGCGCUCAGCGAAUUAGAAGAAACAGAAAAGUCUCUUAAGGAGCAGAAUAAUUCUUUGAAAGUUCAAAUUGGCAACGCUAAUCAGCAACUUGAUGCGAUCAGUGAAGCCGGAAAGAAACUGCUUAGGAAAGAAGAUGAAAUUCAUGCAGAAUUGCAAAAGUUGAAUGAUGUGUUGAAUGCUCGGGAAAUCGAGAAGCAUGAACUUCAGCAGAAAGCUCUACUAAUCCGAAAGAAAUUAAUAUUAAGAAAGCUGGAGCUGAGACGUUAUAAUCCAGAUUUCUUCCCGAGAAGUGGGGACAUCAGCUGUAAAAAUAUUACAUCAGACAUCGAAAGCGUAGUGCCAGCGAACUGCAGUCAGGUGGCCACUGAGAGCAUGUCAAAUUCAAGAACAAUUCAGUGGAACCUGAGCUCUGCCAAAGAGAAUAAGGAGAACGCGGAUUGUAGACUGCUGGACAGCAAAAAUGUUGAUGAGUCAAGUAUGGAACAGGAAGAUUCAGAAACUGUUUCAUGA